CGUCAUCUACUAGCGUCCGUCGGUAGCAUUAGACCGUCUGAGAACAUCAUCCCACACACCUUCAGAUCGGCCAGUCAUCUUAUAAACCUCGUUCCCUUCUGACUACUUUAUCUUCCUCCCCAUCCCCAACCUGCAUUCCCGUACCACCUUCAACCGCCCAUCUCUACCAUCAAACAUCUAUUACAAUCAUCGACAUCCACGCCGACUCGACAUCAACAAAGCUCCAUUGAAGGAUAACAUCAUUAGUCUUCAACGCAACCAAGACCAAAACCGUCGUCUACCUUAUCGACAUUUUCGAUCAUCAUGUCUAACAUGCCCGACCAACGGAGAGGCCCCUGGUCAGCAGGGGAGGAUCAGCGACUCAUCAAGUUGGUCAAGGACCUAGGACCGGGAAACUGGGUCAACGUUGCCCGCAUUCUCGGAACCAGAACCCCCAAGCAGUGCCGAGAGCGAUGGCACCAAAACCUGAAGCCAGGGCUGAACCACGGACCUAUGACACAGGAAGAGGCCGCUAUCAUCGUUAGAGAGGUAGAUCUGAAGGGGCCUCGCUGGGCAGACAUUGCCAGGAAGCUCCAGGGCCGCAGCGACAACGCAGUCAAGAACUAUUGGAACGGCCUCAACAACCGCAAAAAGAACCAGCUUAGGAGACAGAGUGCACCAAGACGCGUUUCUGCCUCCGAUGUUCUAAGAAGCAGCCCCGGUCAACCGCCGAGAGCGCACAUGCAGCGCCCCAUCAGAUACCCUCAGGACAUCUACACGGGAUCUAGGAGGCCAUCCAGUCCCAGUAGCUUCAAUGACAGCCUUCAUCACCGCGUCCAUGAGUCCAUCGAGUGGUUCCCUUCUAGGCCACAGCAGCAGCAGCAGCAGCAGCAGCAGCAGCAACAGGCUCGAUGCACUACGCCCUUCACAUCUUUUUUCCCUCCAUCACAUGCCUUCCCCACUACCGAUGGAUAUCAAGAUGGAAGCGAUUGCCCAAAUGGAAACACUCUGCGGCUCUUGACACCACCCACAUCAAGGCGACUUGCCCCAUUCAGCACCUUGCCCUCUCCUACUACCUCAUCCAUCGGAGACUUGGAUGAGUUUGAUCGCCGACAGCUAGCAGCAUUCGCACCACCUGCGGCCUACCGUCGUCCCAGUCUUCCUUUCCCUCAGCAAUCAUCAAUGGGAUACUUCCCUUCUGCCACCGAGUACCUUCCCACGGCACCUAGCUCGCCUAUUGCCUUGGUUCAACGAGACGAGAAAAACCAUGCCAGGAUUCCUGUCACAAGCCUCUUGUGCUCUUGAACAGGUGGACCAAAAUACCAACUAUCUCUCACCUACGAAGAUCAUAAUAACCCGAAAGCCGAAGGCUAACGGGGGCGGGUCGAACUGGUCAUAAUCACAUAUGAUCAGAACAGCGUACAGCAU
Molecule: messenger RNA, 1407 nt
Organism: Neurospora hispaniola
Lineage: Eukaryota; Fungi; Ascomycota; Sordariomycetes; Sordariales; Sordariaceae
Product: regulator of conidiation rca-1
Exons: 2
Coding region: 304-1284 (326 amino acids)
Biological process (GO): mitotic cell cycle; positive regulation of transcription by RNA polymerase II
Source: RefSeq, a predicted model, not a curated record